AUGGCUUUCCUCGCCAGUUUCCGCGUUUGGAUGCUCUUGCCUGUCAUUCUCAUGGCAGGCAAGGGUCUCGCCCUCAACGUGGACGCCUUCGAGGACCUCCGCGAUGUCGUUGGUCGUGACGCUCUCGCUGUUGAUCGCUACCCCGCUAUGGCUGCUGAUCGCUUUGUUCACGCUGUUCGUGCUGUGGCCGAGAUCACCGGCGUGACCUUCACAGUUGGCGAUGGCAAGACUUCUGAGACCUCUACCAGCAACACUGAUGUGACUCGCGUUACCUUCUCGGUCGAGCCCACCACUACCUCUGGCGACGUCACUCGCGUUACCAUCUCGAUUGAGCCCACCAGCACCUCGGAGGCCUCCUCUACUUCUGGCGAUGUGACCCGUGUGACCUUCUCGAUUGAGCCUACUGGAACCUCCAAGGUCUCUUCCACUUCCACCGAGGUGACCCGUGUCACUAUCUCGAUCAAACCCACUGGAACUUCCGAGGUUACCACCACCGAGACUGAGACUGAGGGUUGCGGCGGUGAGGAGACUACCAUGACCUUCGACAUUUCUCCUACCAGCACCGUUCCUGCCUCGACUACCGCCACGGAGACCAGUACCAAGUUGACUUUCACCGUCAACCCUACCAGCACUGCCACCGAGACCGAGACCGAGACUGAGACUGUGACCUGCUCUCACUCCUCGUCCCCUUGCCACACCUCGAAGACCACUUCGACUGGAUUUGGGUUCACCAUUUCCCUGACCAGCACUAUCACCAGCACUUCUUCGGGAACUCCUGUGACCUCUGGAAGCACCCUGACUGUCAAGCCUUCUUCCACUCCCGGCGUCAAGGCCACAAGCACCAAUAGCUCCGUUGAGACCACCCCUCACAAGACUUUUACCAGCGCACUAGGUACUUCGACUGCUACCAUCACCUUCAACGGUGCCCACAAGCCGGAGACCUUCAAUAAGCUGACUGCCAGUGGUCUGCUCCUGCUUGUCAUCAAGCUCGUCCUGUGA
Messenger RNA from Penicillium cataractarum, 999 nucleotides. RefSeq lists its product as uncharacterized. The transcript has 4 exons. Lineage: Eukaryota; Fungi; Ascomycota; Eurotiomycetes; Eurotiales; Aspergillaceae. The record is from RefSeq and is a predicted model, not a curated record. Bases 1 to 999 code for a protein of 332 amino acids.